AAGCAUUGGUUUCAACCCAAUGGUUGGUUACCAGUCGCCAUAUCAACAAUAACUCGUUAGCAGCUAGCUAACUGAAGGAGUAGAAAUUUGUAUCUGUCUUUCCGUUUAGGACGUCUUGUUCGACACGUAGGCUAGCAUGUUCACGACACACACGGAAGCACACUCCAGCUCGCUUAGCAGCUAUGUUGUACAUGGUGUUGCAAUUUGACCGAUCUGGUUAGGCGAUGUGUCAGCUAGCGAUACUCGUGUGCUGGACAAGUCAAUGUAGCCGAUAGCUAUGUUCAAAAAUGUGUUUGGGUCAGGAUUUCUUGUAAGGACUGCGCACAUUAUCCUAACAUGGGUGAUAACGUUAAUUCUAUUCCUACAUGAUACAGAUCUCCGAAAACAAGAAGAGUCAGGGCACCUAAUACAACCUGUACUCUUCGUCCUUCUGGUUCUCUUGUCAGUGUUGCUGUAUUUUACAGUGUCACUGAUGGACCCCGGCUUUGUGCUAUCUGAUGACCGCGAUUUGCUAUUCACUCUUGGCAUUACUGAAGAGCAAGAUAAUAUGAUUCCACCAACUACAAAAUCACUUAGACAACGUCGCUGUGGACAUUGCUUACUUCAGCAGCCAAUGAGAUCCAAGCAUUGUCAGACCUGUCAGCAUUGCGUCCGUCGCUAUGACCACCACUGCCCCUGGAUAGAAAAUUGUGUUGGGGAAAGGAACCAUCGCUGGUUUGUGCUCUACCUGGCUGUCCAGUUGCUUGUUCUGAUGUGGGGUCUACAUAUGGCAUGGUCAGGGUUCAUGUUUGCCCCCACCUGGCAGCUGUGGUUACAUGCUAACGGAGUGCUAUUGGGGGCGGCUGUGAUGGAGGCUGUCCUCUCCCUGACAGUGUUGCUCCUCCUCGGCUCCCACCUCUAUCUUGUCUCUCUUAACACCACCACUUGGGAGUUCAUGUCACGCCACCGCAUCUCUUACCUCAAACACUGUGGGAUUGAUGAGAACCCCUUUGACCGUGGUGCAUUGCGCAACUUGUGGGGAUUCUUUUGUGGCUGGGGGACUGUCGUGUGGGAGCAGGUGUACUUCAGGGAGGGAAACGACCCCAUUUAGCUCAUAGUUUGUCCUACGUCUACAUACCUACAGUAGACGUGGUAUUUAUUAUAUUUGUCAAAUAAUUUACAAUGUUUACAGAACAGUGUCUCUAUUGGAAAUAGAUGUGAUUUUGAUAUGCACCCUGACCCCAACAAACGAAAAUGUUUCAGAAACACAGACGUUAUGGGGAAUGAUUACAUUAUACCAUUCCAUGUUUCCUUGUGCUAUUCCAUUAGUUCUAAUGUACAAAUAUUUUAAAAUAGCAGUGCAAUUGAAUUGCAAACUUGUUACAUAAUUAUAUAAGUAGACCAGAGAAAUACCAACAAAAAAGGUCAAGGGGACUGGUACAUGUAUAGAUUGAUAGCAAGUAAAGCAUGUGCAGACUUACCUUUAUGAUGAUACAGGAGAAAAGUGAAAAUGUUUAUCUGGUAUUGGUUCCUUAGCCAUGGGAUGAAGCUAGUUCUUUUGUGUGUUUUUUAUAGACUCAAUGCUUUUUAGACUCAUUGGAGUAGAGCCCUAUGCUGGGCAUUUCUAUAGGUGAGUCUCAUGACUUCAGUGGAACUGGAUGGGCAGCUGUGGGAAACUCGACCAGCACAAUCAUAAUCCUAGUCAUAUCCUAUUGUCUUGUCUCAAGACUUUUAUACUCCUCCCCACAUUGUUCUCUAGCCUGACAAGUAUAAAAGACCAAAAUGCACCUUUACCAGGUUUUAAAUGCUGAUUAUCAUGGACCAUACUAAAGUGAGCAGUAUUUUCCAGCUCAUCAUCUUGCCUACUGGGAAUGAAUAGAAAACAUUGUAUUGUCUGACAGGAACAAAUGCACUCAAUUCACUUUUGAUCUCCAGCUGUAUUAUAAUCAACCACAUACCACACUACAUGUUACAAAGGUAGACUGUAUCUACUAAGGAACCUCUUAGUUUCUUUAGUUGUGCUGAUACUGAAAAUCAACAAAGAACAAACAUUGAUCAAUUAUACUGCUCUGUACUGUUUUCCAAAGCACAUUCCUGUUUUAUGUUGUGUUUCUUGUAAGUAGUGUUAUUGUCUAAUCACUAAAUUACGUGUACUUAUCUGUACAAUAAUGCAGGCUUAGUUUAGGCCCCACCACAGCUCAAUGAUGCAUUUCCAGAGGAAAACAUUCGAGCCAAAUUAUUAAUGUGUACUCGUUUCAUACUAUUAACCUAAUAACGGUAAAAAAACACUGGUAUGGUACAACACCCAUUCUUUUUGUGAAAGGGGUAUGAGGUGUUUACAAUCAAGAAAUACACUUUGUUUUAACAUAUCAACAUUUUGUGAGCUUCUGUGGAUCAUUGUGAAAUGCUAAAUAGGUAACUGUUUCUUAUUGAAUGGUACUGAAGCAUUAAGAUAUUUAUAUAGAGUGAAUCAUUUUUAAAACAAGUCGGGUAAUAGCAAAUACCAUGUCUAGUAGAUAGUCACUGGGAUUACUGAGAUUAUUUUUGUAAACAUUUAUAUUUAUAGUUCUAAAUUAACUUCAACUGUCAAUUUGUUUUAUAAAAGAAAGUCAGUUUUACAUUUUUAAAGUUGUUGUGUAUACUGUGAGCACUUAAGUACUGUUAGAUGAGGUGAACUUGAGAACAAGGAGGGCUGUCUUGUGUAUUCCUUUUACAUUUUCUGCUGUGGAAUAUAGUGACUAUCAGAGAGCAAUAAUUGUAAAUCCUUAUUUUUAAAGUUAUUUAUUUUGUAACUGUAAAUUGUUAUAUUAGGAUUUUGAAAUGCAAUUUUACAUGAUUGUUUGUUCAGUUGACUUAAUUUUCAAUAUUUAUGCAACAUUCCUUGGUUCUAUAUGUUUUCUACUUUGCAGUGUUUCCUCCAAUAAAUGUAUUAAAUGCAAUAUUUAUUAAACGUCACUAAAAUUUUAGUCAA
Molecule: messenger RNA, 2950 nt
Organism: Osmerus eperlanus (European smelt)
Lineage: Eukaryota; Metazoa; Chordata; Actinopteri; Osmeriformes; Osmeridae
Gene: zdhhc12b
Product: zinc finger DHHC-type palmitoyltransferase 12b
Exons: 5
Coding region: 278-1090 (270 amino acids)
Biological process (GO): protein targeting to membrane; peptidyl-L-cysteine S-palmitoylation
Cellular component (GO): endoplasmic reticulum; Golgi apparatus
Molecular function (GO): protein-cysteine S-palmitoyltransferase activity
Source: RefSeq, a predicted model, not a curated record